AAGUGCAUAAGUUUGUUCAAAUUAGUUUAAGUCUAAUUUAUUAGCCAAACAAAUAAAGCCAUGUCGUUUGCGGAAAAGAUAACGAGUUUGCUGGCACGGCCGAACCAACAAGAUCCAGUCGGACCGGAGCAGCCCUGGUACCUUAAAUAUGGCAGUAGAUUGCUGGGCAUUGUGGCCGCCUUCUUUGCCAUACUCUUCGGCCUGUGGAAUGUUCUGUCCAUUAUCACACUCAGUGUGUCAUGUCUGGUGGCGGGCAUUAUACAAAUGGUGGCAGGGUUUGUCGUGAUGGUCCUGGAGGCGCCCUGCUGCUUUGUCUGCAUCGAGCAGGUGAACGGGAUCGCGGAUAAGGUAGACUCCAAGCCCAUGUACUUCCGGGCUGGACUCUACAUUGCCAUGGCCACUCCGCCCAUCUUCAUGUGCUUUGGAUUGGCCAGCUUAUUCGGCAGUGGUCUAAUCUUUGCCACCGGCGUGGUCUACGGAAUGAUGGCGUUAGGCAAAAAAGCUUCUCGGGAGGACAUGGAUAUGAGGGCAGCUGCUGCUCAACAAACCUAUGGAGGCAAUACGGCCGCUCAGACCACCAACGAUCGAGCGGGCAUUGUGAACAAUGCCCAGCCCUUCUCCUUCACCGGCGCCGUGGGCACGGAUAGCAAUGUGUGAUCCAGAAAAUCAAGACAAAUCGUUGGGAAAGGUGUGCCGUGAGAAAACAAGACUCAAAACGCAACAUUUAAAGGGCAAACCUAAACCAGGAGAACACACACAUAAACACUUCAGCGGGCAGUCUAAAACAUAAUCAUGUGCAAU
Messenger RNA from Drosophila serrata, 801 nucleotides. It is a transcript of the gene fwe, whose product is annotated as calcium channel flower. Lineage: Eukaryota; Metazoa; Arthropoda; Insecta; Diptera; Drosophilidae. Gene Ontology annotation, biological process: vesicle-mediated transport. Gene Ontology annotation, cellular component: membrane. The record is from RefSeq and is a predicted model, not a curated record.